AUGAUUAUCGAGAAUACGAUUGCUGCGGCUAGGGUCGCAGUCCAGGAGAUUCCGACGUUGCUUGCCAUCGAACUGGGCAACAUGUCAGAAUAACUCCUGGCCUCUCCGCGUCGGCAGCGCCCUCGAUCAGCCAACAUCAUCCGAGCCGGCAACUGGAACCAACCGGCUCCGGAAUGGGGCGCCGCGCAGCUCAUCUUGCGCGAAGCCCAAACCACCGAAGCGUCCUGCUACAUCCCGCACUACGCGAACCAUAACUAUCCCGGGAGGAGUAUCCAGAAACUGCAGACGCACAAGCAGACGGCGAGUAACGUGAGGGGUUUAUUCACAGCCGACUUGCAAGCCGCGCAGCGCGUGGGGAAAGAGUACGUCCUGGGGAAGAUGAACUCCUUCUCGGACGGGGGAGUCGCCGGCAUGGGCACGCCGUACUACGGCGCGUAUGCGGCGACGGCGUUUCUGGCAGGGAUGAAGUACAUUGCACCGUUAGACAACGGAUCUAACAACUUCGCCGGCUACGCAGCUUUCUCUGCAGACGGGAAUGUCGCCAGGCUGUUGUUGUAUAACACUAAUUAUUCGGGGGUGAGAGUUGGUCGAUGGAGGGGUUUACUCUUGACGGGGCUACCAGUGGGGAGUGGGGCGAGGGUUGAGAUUUAA
Molecule: messenger RNA, 651 nt
Organism: Thermochaetoides thermophila DSM 1495
Lineage: Eukaryota; Fungi; Ascomycota; Sordariomycetes; Sordariales; Chaetomiaceae
Source: the annotation of a RefSeq genome assembly